This is a messenger RNA of Syngnathus typhle (broad-nosed pipefish), 12183 nucleotides long. RefSeq names its product breast cancer type 1 susceptibility protein homolog. Gene Ontology annotation, molecular function: metal ion binding; ubiquitin-protein transferase activity. The transcript is spliced from 22 exons. Gene Ontology annotation, biological process: chordate embryonic development; double-strand break repair via homologous recombination; dosage compensation by inactivation of X chromosome. Lineage: Eukaryota; Metazoa; Chordata; Actinopteri; Syngnathiformes; Syngnathidae. The record is from RefSeq and is a predicted model, not a curated record. The coding region runs from base 187 to 3705 and encodes 1172 amino acids. Gene Ontology annotation, cellular component: BRCA1-BARD1 complex; BRCA1-A complex; plasma membrane.
UUGGUGGAAUGAUACAGAUUCAGGAGGAAAAGCGAAAUAAAGUAGACGGAAGGCGCGAGCCCAAAUGGAAAGCCGCCGUUCAACAAAUAACCGAAGAAGUUCGCGGGAAAACCCAAGUCCGUAGAAGCGGAAAAGUGGAAAAAAACAGAUUUAAAAGAAAAACAAAAAGAAAAGAAAAUCGACUUCAUGGCACCACCCAAAGACAGCGAAGUCAAAAGAGGCAUAGCUGCUCUGUGGGAGACUCUGCAGUGCCCCAUAUGUUUGGAUUUGUUGACCCAACCUGUUUCCACCAAGUGCGACCAUCAGUUUUGCAAGUUUUGUAUGCUGAAGCUAUUGGAAAACACCAAGCAAAGCCGAGCCAACUGCCCAGUGUGUAAAGAAAAGAUAACCAAAAGAAGCUUGCAAGAGAGUCCGGGUUUUCAGAGACUCGUGACAGGACUGCAAGACAUAAUCCAGGCCUAUGAACACGACACUGGCACAAACUACUUCACUGGACUGGCCCAGGAAGGAAGGCGAUGGACGGUCAAUGAUGACAAACUCGAUGAUGGAACUCCCAACAAUGUGGAGGGUGUCGUAAAGCCUCUUCCGAGUUCUCAUUCAUCAAGUAUAGCAGCUCUCAAUGGAUUUGCAAGAGUGAUGGGAUUCGGGGAUUCCACUCCUUUGAUGACAGAAGAUCAAUUUCAAUGCCACUCUGUUCUUACGUUACAAUCAAUUGACUCGAUUUCGGCAACAACAGUUCAAACAUCAGGACUCGCCACUGGUGAGAAAAAGCAAAAGGACCAAGUUGUUUUGGAAAAUCAACCUCUCACGCAGUCCUUUGGAAAAGAACAGAUAGAGGAGGAGCCUCAGAUCUUUGAGAGGAGGAAGAGGAAAAGUAAGAAGAGGGUUGCAGAGUGGCUCCUGAAGGUUCCUGCCGAGAAGAGCCUUGAGUUGGAGGAACCAGCAGAGUUUGCCCACCUUUCUGAUGAUUCCGACAGUGCCGCAUCUGAUAAGAAGGAGCAGAUUGCCAAAACGGUUGAGGAACAAGUCUUUGGGUUCACCUACAGACGAAAGCAAAGAGAUAAACGUAGCUCCGCUAGCAAACUGCUAUCGCACACAAAAAGGCUAUCCAAGGAAAAAAACCUAACUAGCCUUGAAGAGAAACUUGUAGAUCUGGAAGACCCUGCAACAAUGGCUGUCUCAGAAGAACCAGGGAAUUGUGAAUCUCACAAGGAUCUGGACAACCCUCCAGAAAAUGCUGAGAUGACAAGCUUUGGCACCUUCCAGCCUGAACGCACGCCAACGAGGCUGCGUAGCUCUUUGCAGCAGGUCGACUCCGAUUUGCAGGCCAAAGCGGAGACGGACAAUUACGCUCCGAAAAGAGACAAGCGUCGAGCCCCUCCGGAGAGAGGCAAGUCGAGCCGGGCUGUCAAACCUCUCGUCCUUGUCGGAGUUCACGAGGGAGACGACGUCACUAAGUGUUCUCCUUCGACGGAGGCGGUUCAGGUUCAUAUCGAGAACUACCCGAGCAGCGAGGACCAGGAAGCGGCAGUCACGACGGGCACCAGGAGAUCCAAGAGACUUCGCAAGUCUUCCCAGAACGUCCGGCAGCCAUCUCCCAAAAAAGCUGCAACUCGCCGGUGGGCGCAAACGCAAGGAGAGGACGUUAAAGACGGCGCUACGUCGGAUCCUCGGGACGCAAACGCUUGCAAAAGUAACGGUUGCGUAUAUGCCAAAGAUAUCUGUGGCAUUGAAACCGUGGAGAUCUCCCAUCUGGAGAGUCAUGUUGAGGGUCCACCCACUGAAAACCAGGUGGGUUCAGAUAGUGACCCCGCUGAGGUUCCAGGUUCUGCAAGUCUAUUUGGGACGGCUCCGGAAGAUCCAGCUCCACCUUUGAUUCCGAGCGCCAAAAUGGAAACGGAGGACUGCAACGACAGCGAGGUGGACACUGCCCAACUCCUAAGAACCUUCAAGGCCACCAAAAGGCCGUCGUUCCACCUCAGCCCAUCGAGUGGGAAGAAGAGUCGGAGUGAGGAUGAAGAACCCGCGCACAGCCCGGAGAAGCGCAAGCUUACGAGAUCAAGAACCCAGCGUGCCAAACAGCAGACCACACCGAGAUCAGACAUCACUGGCGUGUCAAUUUGUAGCAAUUUAAUCCCCCCAACCGCUUCGCCCACCAAGGAAAUGGAUGCCGAAGGUGUGGCCGCUCCUGUUCCUCUCGGGAGUAGCGUCAGCAGUGCCCUCAGUCAGCAAAAAGUGCCAUCUCGUGAAACGGAAAGCCCUCUACCGUCCUUCAUACCUCAAGUCGUGGAUUCUGGACUCCAUUUUCAUAAGCGCCAGGAGUUUCCAGAGAGUUCGUUUGAAUCCGCCCCAAAGGAGGACCCCGGGAACCUGGCUGAGGACCCCGCUGCCAUCGGAAAAGGUUCAGCAAGGACAUCCCAGCAUCUCUUAAAUGCCGACUGCUCCUUGACUCCGGACGGCCUCUUAGACCAGCCGGGUCCCUCGAGUCACAGAACCCAGACGAGCGUCCAGUCGUCCGUCCGGAGCAACCGCAUCCGCAACACGCGGAGGCGGGCCCAAAGGCUGCAGCACUCAUUGGAGUCACUGAGCAGCUGCGAUGAGGAGGCGCCCAAUUUGACGCAAAUAUUCCAAGAAGCCACCCGCCACCCUCAGGACGACGCUGUUCAGGACGCCACUCAAGCUAACCAGCAUGAGAUUGAUGACGUCGCAGUGCGCUGCCAGAGUCCAGACUGCGUUACCGCCAGCCAAGCCUCCGUCGACUUGUUUGACUCUCCAAAUGAGUCCGACCUGCCAGCAGACCAUGCAAGCGUGCCUGCCGAGUUGUCGCAGUUCGGAAGCGAGGUUCUUGUCACACAGCAAAAGGUAGAGAUGAAGAACGAGCUGGUGAGGCUGGAGAAGUUGAUGGCGCUGGUGACCGAGGUGCUCCAGGAGAAGGAGGCCAGUUCGCCUGCGCGCUCAGACGUGCAGAAAUCGGGUCCACGUGACCCGGACGCAAGCGGUGAUCCAGACAGGAGAGACCUCGCAGAAGGUGCAGAGGAGCCCAUAAGAGAACAGCUGCUUCAGUCCGCCGUCCAGAUGUCGCCGCCACCUUCGCCACGCUCAGGACCAGCUGGGGAAAGCGUGGCUGAUUCAAAUCCAUCCUCCAGCAACAAGGAGAACAAGACUCCCGAGAGAAACGGCAACAGAGCUAAAAUGGUGCUGGUGCCGUCUGGAUUGGGGCCCGCCGAGCAGGUGGCGAUGCGGAGGUUUGCCAGGAAGGUGGGGGCUCGUGUGGUUUCCCAGGUGACCGCGGAAGUGACGCACGUCGUCAUGUGCACAGAUGAUCAACUAGUAUGCGAGCGUACUCUCAAGUACUUCCUUGGCAUUGCAGGCAGGAAGUGGGUGGUGAGCUUCCAGUGGAUCGCCGAAUGCCUCAAGGAAAAGAAACUCUUGGACGAGAGUUUAUUUGAAGUCCGAGGCGACGUGGUGAACGGCGGCGAUCACCUCGGCCCUAACAGAGCUCGCACCACCGGUGACGACAAUCUUCUCAUGAAGGGCUAUGAAAUCUGCCUUCAAGGACCUUUUACGAACAUGACCACAGCGCAAAUGGAGUGGAUGGUGCAGCUGUGUGGCGCCACGGUGGUCAAAGACCUCCACAGUAAACGGAAGUCCAACCAGCUGCUCAUCGUUCAGCCUGGAUCAGAGCCAUGUUCGUACAGCGUGUGAAACUCUCACCGAGUCUGACAGACGAGGUGGCAGACGUUCUUUCAAGACGGGUUCACCGGGCAGAGCGGGUGCGAAAGAACUCGGGCAGCGAGGAAAUGGCCCAGAGCAAAUGUCAGACUGAGAGGGGCGGGGAGGCAGGGACCAACAAAUAAUCCAGUCCAGUAUAUACACAAAAAAAAAAAAGAAACUGGCUAUUAUUUACAAAGUAGAUGGUGGCAACGCUAACUGUCUGAUUGUGUUCUGUUGACGGCAAACUGUUAUUCACUGACAGGUCUCGCAAAACAGGCCACAGUUGUGACUCGCGCUUGGUUGCUGGACACGGUGGCCACCUACACUUUCCAAGGUUACGACAACUACCGAAUGUGAGCCGAGGAUGCGUUUUACCACAUUUUUAGAUUUAAAUGCUGUGUAAAAAAAAAAAAAAUUAAAUGUUCAGAAAGCAAAAGAGGAGAGCUAUGUAAAGUGAAACUAGAAUAAUAAAUAGUUCAUCAAAAAUCAAAUGGUCUGGGUUUUUUCCAGUUAGGAACGAGGGCUGGGGGAAAAAGCUUUUGCAUCAUGACCGCUUCAUACGUAGCAGCCAGGUACGCGUGUUUGUUGGGUCGCGGUAUAGCAACGGCGCAAUUAGCCUUGUUUUGAACAACAACUGGCUGCGAAGAACACGCUAAAACAAAACAGCACGUCUCAUUUGAGGCCUUUUUAAAUGCCAGAUGCGCUGGUGCCACGAUGCUGCUUUCCUCCAGUCGGCUGUUUUUUGUUUGCUUUUUUUUUUACACCCCCUCUUUCGGUAGCAUCACUUUCAAUGGCGUGUAGAGUUCAAGCACUGAAUGGGAAUAGUUGUUCUCCUUUAUUUGGACUGAAGGAAUGUCAGGCCCGUCUCGUUUGAGCGAGUCCAAUCACUCGGGUUAUUUACAGCGCUCGGAAUUUAGCGGUCACAAGGUUGUCUCUCUUUAAGUGAGUUACGUCUCUUUGUAUACAAACACGAGCCGAGCGCCAUAUUCCUCACUACUACGCUAAGGCGAAACAUUUUUCAUCAACAGCGGCGGCAGAAGAGUGGACAUUCUUGUUUGGCGCAUUGUAAGAAGCGAAGGCGUGUUUGUUGACAGUUACGCGGCUCCUCGGCACUUUAGCACGAACGAAUGAGAUAACGGCGGAACAUUCCGACUUCUAAUCGUAAUGGGAGAUUCCAAACAGGAAAUACUGUUAAGUCAUAAUGAUUGUUCACUGCAUAUUUUGAGUGUGUCGGCUCAAAAUUUUAAAUUAGCAGUACUUCUUUUUGUUUUUUUCCCGCGCUUUACUAGCCACCCCGAGUCAAUGCGUUUGACCCCUGCAUAUUUUUCCGCCACAUAUCUUUUUAAUCCGUUCAAUUGUACACGUUGUUUAAAAGGCUCUUGCAUUUUGGAGGAUUCUCUUCCCUUCCCCCUCACUAAGUGACAGCGUAACCGUUCAUCGUAUCCUCACCCUGUUUUUUUUAACAGGUUAGUCACGUUGUUUGAAAAAGUUUUCUGGUUGAAGCCUUUCAUUCAUUUACAAACAUUUCCACAGGCAACAUUACUUGCUUCAUUUAAUCUGUUUGUUGUCAUUCGUUGUUAGAAUAAAAGCUUCUUUUGAUAGUCAGGUGCGAGGGAGAUUUCAUCACCUGGACAAAAUAAAUCAUACGCCCUUGAAGGCUGCAGCCUUGCCAGUUCCAAUGUGUAAACGCUUAACUGUUGCCAUGCCAACGUUCAACGCAACAGACUGCAACUUGAAUAGGAAAGUGCUAGACUCCCGUAAUAGAAAAGCUUUCUGAGGGUUUUCCAUUGGGAUUCUCAAUGGCCUUGCCGGUCAUAUAUCCAAAGCAGCCGUCGUCGUUGACCGGUGACUGUUUAUUAAAUACGUCCCCCCCCCCCCCCCCUUUCAAGCCCAAGGUGAAAAAAGACCGCAAUGUGUGACAAAUAUUUCUUCGGGAGCUUUGCCGCCAGCGUUUAACUCUUUCUUGCUUUACUCCAUUUGUAAGUGAGGCAGAAGAAACAAUGAUGUAGCUUACGCCAGCGAGCGAGCGGCCAUCCCCAGGACCGUCGUUCUCGCUCUGGGCAUCGGCUGUGACCUCGUCGCGGAGGUGCUGCAAAAUGUCACUUUGCUAUCGUUCAAAGAAGCAGCGCCAGCCGCUCGGGGGGGCCGUCAGCAUUUCGCCAUCGGUGCACAGUCACACUUAAAGGUCAUAUAACCAGGCUCAUGAAUAACGGCUGCCGCUAUUGUAGUCAUUUAUGAAGAUGCUGCAAACUGGGGAAUGAAUAAUGCUUUCUAAAUUUUGUAGAUUUUUUUUUGUUUUUUUACAAUCGGAAUCUCUUUGGUGUGACUUAAGUGCAGGCAGGAUAAUUGAAGAAUUUGAAUCUUGUGCGCCUCAAAACUUUCAGCCCCAAUCAAACCAAUCAAAAUGCCUUCCGACAAUCACCAGCCUUUAGUUCUUUAUUUUUUUUUAUUAUUAUUAUUUCAUUGUCACAUAAAGAAAAUGACAUCCUGGAUCCACGUUCCUCGCCAGUGUUAUAACAAUAUGAAUUUAACGACAUGAAUACGUGAUGUUAAGAAUCAAAGCACUUGUGGUUUUAGGAAAUUAGUGGUAGACUUGUGGUCGAUGGUUUGUUUACCAGUGUUGUGCUUGGCUAUGGUUCGGGAGCUCCACCAAAACAAAAGCGUAUGGCCUACCUCACAUUGUCCUUUUUGUUUCGAAAGCAGUGCAAAGGCUUGGGACAGAAUAAAUUAAGUUAGCUGGCGGCUCACAUGAGCACGCAGCUCUUGGCGCGCUCCUUCCUGAUGGCGGGCGGGCGCUCGUGAAUAUCAGUCCGAGACGGCUGCUGCGAGACCCGCUUGAGCCCGCGCCGUGAACCGGCGCGCUUGAGCGCGGGCCGGGGCGCGCGCGUUACCGACGCCAUGGUGGUAACGUGGAAAACGUCGCGGACGGUGUUCUCCGAAUACUUGGAGGUGCACUCGGCGUAGGCUGCGGCGCCGAUCUGUCUCGCCAGAUGAGUGCCCUACAAGGACAAAAAGGGUCUUGUUUUAAUGUAUGCCUCAAAUAAAUCACCCUGAUAAAAGAGCGGGUCUGAACUAAAAGAAUGAAAAAGCAAAACAGUGAAGCGCCGGUCAGGGUAAUAAUUCUUCGCUUUCAGCGGCUCCUUUCAUAUUAAAACGUUGCUCUUGAAGCUUGGAGCUUUCCUCCUCAGCAUUUGAAUCAGGACUAACUGUGCUUGUGAUUAUUCAUCACACCUUGACUAGAAUUUCUCCUCUUUCUGAGUCCCCGGUUACCAUUUUAGGAUCAACGCUUUGAAUGUGGAGAACUCAUCGGAAGGACGGUCAGUUCACGUUAUCUGCUAUCCGCCAAGCAAAGUCGUCGUUGUGCUGAGAUUGUUCUCCUAAGAGAAGUAAGUGAAGUCCGACCUGUCCUCAGUCAUGGUCAGCCAGUCCGGAGAUAACGCGUUUUGUAUUCGUCAUCCUACGUCAAGGGGAAAAGUCCCCCAAGUGUGUUUAGUCAUAACGAUGAUUUGAAAAUUGGAGGUUAAAUACGAUUCCGUUUCCAACGUGGAUUGUCUGACCACAGCUGCGGCGUGCUUUUGUCUUUGCGGGCAGGAUUAAAAGCUUGCUCUCACAAUACCUUUUCAAGCACAUUUCGCCCCCUUUUGCUGAGAUAUGCCCAGGCUGCUUUUUUUUUUAGACGGCGGGCAGCACUAAGCCCUUCGUCCAAAUUCCGAAUGAAAAAAAACGCAGUUAAAAGAAGUCUGUGUUCAUCCAAAUCCCGACUGAAGUCGCUUGAUGUCGGAUGUGAAAAGCUUAAUGCCGCAAUUCCGGCCAGGACAAUGCCAGUCGUUACCUUUUGCUUUGAUAGAGAAUUGAAAAAUAAUAACUUGUUGGCUUCCCAGAAUGAAGAAAUCACAUUUACAUGAAAAUAGGCUAUUAAAAUUCAUGCGCGCUAAUGCUCCUUCCUCCAAGACACAAACAAAACAAUUGUGUUUGUCUUCCUGCUUUGUGAAGCUCUGUGAGUUUUUGUAUUUGUUCAAGCGAAUCCGCUGUAUAACUUGGUUUUCCAGCGGCUUCGCGUCUCCGCUCAUCAGCUGUGUUUGUUUACUGGCGGAAUACUUUGAAACAGCAUUGAGGUGGCAAUAAAAAAACAAAAUGGAGGCUAGGAAUUUCUCCUCACCUGUUCGUGGGUGACUGGAAUGAGUCUGUGCUUGGAAAGCUCCCUCAUGAUGUUGACGUCCGUCCUUAGGUCCAAUUUACAGCCCACCAGCACCACUUUGGCUUUGGGACAGAACUCCUGCGUCUCUCCUUGCCACUGUAGAAACACAGAUGAACCAAAAUGAUAUUCAGGAAUUUAGCACAGAGCAUAGCUGGUCAAAUCUGUCUCUGUUGGAUGUCUCAUUGUUUCCUCCCGUCCGGGUACUGGCAAAUCCACUUGUACCCAGUCCUCCUUGUUCACAAGGAGAUCUUUUCUCCCGAAUUGUCUGGACGAGUCGUCGGCUUCGCCCAACGCCGAGCAACCGGUGAAUGGCAGCAAUUUAGAUGAGUCACAAAGGAUCCUCGCCAAUAAAGCGGCGUAUUGUCUCGUGCUAACAAUGCAAAUCAGUGAAGGUUUUGUGAGGUAGAGUGUGGGCUGCCGUCAGAGCUGUGAGUGGGCAUAAUCGGACGUUCAACAUAAAUGCUGUCCUUGGUUCACUCGAAGCACAAUCCCGGAUUUUGAAGCAAUCCUUUAGAGAUGGGCUCAAUUCUCUUUUGCCGUAUGUUGAUUUGAAACGACCAGAACGGCGACGCUAAUGUUCGUUAGCCCGGCCUAUGAUAAUCCGGGGCUCGUUGUCAUCAUGUUGAUGUUGCGUGCAAGCAAUGCACUUCACGACUGAACAAACAUGCACCUCCAGGCGCUUUCAAAGCUCGCGGGUGGUUCCAGUACUUGGCAGUGCUUCUGGCAAUGUUUAAUGAGUUCAUGCUAUAUGACACGUAGUGUAUGGAAGAUUUUGCUAUUUUUAGCCUUGCCCGCAGCUUGACGUUGCUUUCACUAAGAUAGUGAAUGUUUUAAAUGCCGGUUUUGUCUGCUUUUAACGCUAUACAAUUGAACGUCUGUCGUAUGGAAUUAUCUCUAUCAAGGAAAUUGGCUUGUGUACUGAAACGUUAUAUUUAUGCGCCGACCAACACUUGAAGGCAUUCAAGUUAUAUUUGUGAUAGCUGAGGUGAAUCAUAUUUACGUCAGCUGAGUCAUUUCCCCCCCACCCCCAAAAAAAAGAUUUUGGAGACAACAAAGGACACGGAGUUGAAAAAUAGGUACGAUUAAAACCCGAGAGGUAUUUUUCAAAGUCUGGGAAGGAAGAGCGAGAGAGGUAAAGGAUAAUUGAAGGGCAACGUGGUGGCUCACUCUGUCAAGCGCAGUUAUUAAUAAAAAAAAUGUGAAAUGCGGCAUCGGAACAUAUUAUCAUCUUUGCACUAAUUAGUCAUGCAUGUUUAAUUGCUUGGCUUUUUUUUAAUUGGGGGGGGUCUAAUUUGAAUUGAAAAGCACUGCCCGAUGUGUCACUCCGGCAUCCGUAGAAUGCAUUGUGUAACUGUGUGAACUCAUCGCGGGAGGGCGGAGUUCAAGUUAGCCGAUUGAAGAAUUUGUCCACCCUACAUUGUAAUCCCUGUGAUGAUGUCACAUGAUGAGUGAUGAGGCGUGUCGGACAAGUCAUACAACAGUGCUAAGAUAUACCGACACAAAAAUGUUAUCAAAAAAAUAAAUAAAUCGCAGUCGCACUAUUAAGGAAAAAUAAAAAUCACAGCAAGAUUAACGUUUAAAAUUGUUCGCUGGGGAAAAAAAAAAAGAAAUCUCACAAAAUGUGCACUGACCUUUUUCACCACACUGUCCAGCGUCUCCGGACGACUGAUGUCGAAGCAAAUGAGGACGGCAUCCGAAUCGGGAUAAGCUAAUGGUCGCACGUUGUCGUAGUAGGCGGAACCUGUCAGUUUAAGAAAAAAAAAAAAAAUCAAUGAAUAAAAAGAUAUGUUUGUAGGACUGAACGAUGGGGGCGGUGGUCCCUAUCAUGAAUGGCUUGUUGACAAUGCAAUUUUAUUCUCCCUGGGGGCCCCGCGGUGAAUUAGGCGCAUUGUGACAACAUUCCAACGCCACUUGCAUCCUAGUUUGCAACAUGUUGUCCUUUUGUGGCCAAAAUACAGCGCAUCAGCACUUUGACGGAGGAAUCCGAUAACAUUCCAAAAUGCCGUGCUCUGCUGCCCCAGGAGGUCUCAAGGUCUUCCUGAUGUCCACUCUUCCACGUUCCUGGCUAAUGCAUAUUGAUUCUUUUGAGUCCUUGUGAUCGUAGUAAUGGCAGCGGCAGUAGCCGCGGUGUGAUGAUGCCCCUGGAGGCCACACGCACUAAGAACCAAUCUGUCUCCAUCUAAAAUGAAGGCCCCUAAAGAGCCUCCAGUCUGGUCGCUGUCGAGCAGCUGGUGUUUUGCUGUCAGCGGACAUUAGGCCCGCGCAGGAAGUGUACUUAUGAAUAAAUGAGCUACUUUGUUCUUACAUGCCUCCCUCCCUCCCUCCCUCCCUCCACCGGUGUUACACAAUUAAAGCGCACUUGUGUAAAACUCGCAACGGAGCCCUCGAGAGGAUUGAAACGGGGGGCAGAUAAGGUACUCAAACUUUCAGAGAAGUCUUCUGACCGUCGCGGCGGGCAUAAAUUGUCGAACAAUACAUGUUUGCAAUUUCCGCUAAUGUGAUCGAGGACCGACUGUUUCUCCCUCAUUCAUUUGCUCUCGGGGGCACGUAAAGCAACGUGGAAUAUCAAGUUGGAAAGAGCCACAAUAUCUCGGCCGAAAGCACCUUUUAAUGAGCCCUCCUGAGCACCUCUUCCAGGCCGCCGCCAAAAAAGAAACAACAACCGCGGGGCAUAUUUAUCUAGUCUGCAUUUACAGCAAAUCCUGUUUGCAAUUUUCAACGCUCUUAUCAACUUCUCACACUGUCGGCCGUUCAAAGUGAAAAAUCCACGUUUCUUUCGUCGGUGGCGCUGAAGGCUGUAAAAGAACUGAUAACAGACAAUCGGGCUGCCUGUUCAAUCUUUUCGUCUUUGGUGAUGCUCUGCAUAAUUCACAAGCCUUCUCUCAUCCACGCACCUUUAAUCCUCCCUGAUGACAUCUUCUAUCACAGCGCAGUAAUUCUCAUUAAUAUUAAAAUCAUGUUUCUUUUUGAGUACCCUUCCUUCCACAAUUCCCGCUGUGUUUUGUGAUCCGUUUUCCGCCGACUCAAACUGCGCGUUGAUAUGAUUAUUAUUCCGUAGCGCUCAAACAAACAUAAGCCUAGUGCGGCUAAUUGCUUAGCAUGCGAGCGAGCGUCAACAAUCUGAGACGCCCUGCAGAGAUGACGAUGUUCUGCCUCUCACUUAAAAUGUCACAUUUCUUGAUUUGUUUUCGCCCCCGUCGUGUUUGUUCGCUCUCAUAUGUUUUCUUAACACUUGGAAGUAUUUAUUCAGGAGUAAAAGGCGCAGUCAGAUUUGGCUAGGCAUGCGAGAUUUUGUAAUUGUGACUCUUGAGUGAACCUUCAUGAGUCCAUAAUGUACAUCAGAGGAGUGAGUCUGAGAGAGGGAAAGUGUUUGUUAAAAGCCUGUCAGUCUGGUCUGGCAGGAUGCAACAAAAAUGGAAUGUAUGCUGCGUACUCUUAUUGUGCGCAAACCUGUUAUUGUUUUCUGUUAUUGUUUUUUUGUUUGUUGUUUUUUUCCAGCAGUCUGUUCCAUCAGUCCAAGUCACAUUUUUCCUCACUGGCAAACGUCAACACCAUUUUCAUUCAGUCACGCACUGCUCACACUCUCACAUCCACACACACUCGCAUGCACGUCAAACUCUCUCGCCAUCCCCUCUCACACAUUUUACUCACACCUUAAAAAAAAAAAACUACCAAACAAGACCUGACUGCAUCUAUAAAUAUGACAUUGGCCAACUAAUGAGGUGCAUUUUGAUGGGCAGAAUUGUUCAUUUAUGAUUUGAAAUAUUUGCAUUUGAUAUAAAACAACAAAGAAGCAACCAUCUUUCUUACCUGACGUGUCCCACAUGUUGAGCUCGAUGCGCUGCUUGUCGAUCUCAAAGCUGGCGGUGUAGUUCUCAAACACUGUCGGGACGUAAUUCUGCAAUAAGAGCCGAUGUUUUUAGAAUGCACAAAACGUAGUUAAACUCCAACGCGAUUGUGUUAAUGACCGAAAAUAAUGCAAUUUUCCUGGUGCGUCACGCGUAAAAGCGCACGGACUUGACUCUUAACUUAUCAUGAGCGGAUAAAAUAACAACGUAUUAAAUGUUCCCGCACGUUUACCUCUGGAUAGGAGUCUUUGGCAAAAACGUGCAGCAAAGCCGUUUUUCCACACUGCGUGUCCCCGACCACCACGAUCUUACACCGGAGCGGUCCUUUGCCCUCCAUCGCGCGUCCUGUGCGGGGGUUACUGCGUGCCUCUGGGCAUUUAGGCUUUCCAACUUCCACCCAACGCCAAAAAAACCUAACAACAA